UCAUGGGGCCCCCGGGCAAUAGGGGAUUAUGGGGCCCCUGUGUCCUUGCCCAAACUCAAAAAAAGCCUAUGAAAAAGGUACCAGGGGCAUCUCAUGGGGCCCCCUACUGACCCUGGGCCCUCGGCCAGUGCCCGAGUUUCCAAAUGGUCAGUCCACCCCUGCUCCCACCCCACACAUUUUUUAUGGAGUAUCACCAUGAUGAGCUACUUCAAUAGCAAUUUGUAGCAGUGAUAAAUCUCUGUACCAAAUUGCACAUAUGACCUGGAUCUUACCAUCCCUGUAACUUUAACA
Molecule: messenger RNA, 291 nt
Organism: Staurois parvus
Lineage: Eukaryota; Metazoa; Chordata; Amphibia; Anura; Ranidae
Source: the annotation of a GenBank genome assembly